Molecule: messenger RNA, 2009 nt
Organism: Tripterygium wilfordii
Lineage: Eukaryota; Viridiplantae; Streptophyta; Magnoliopsida; Celastrales; Celastraceae
Product: probable isoprenylcysteine alpha-carbonyl methylesterase ICMEL1
Exons: 11
Coding region: 355-1752 (465 amino acids)
Source: RefSeq, a predicted model, not a curated record
CAUUCAAGAAUUGGAUCUUUAACUAUUAUAGACUUCUAGUCAAUAAUUCCAUCUACUCUGCCUUACUUGCCCUGCCAAUCGAUCGUCUCUCUCGCUCUGUGAGCGAUCUCAUUUGCGAUUUCGGCUUCUGCCAUGUUUGAUUGCUUCUGCUUCUUCUUUCCAUGCCAACAAGCAUGAACACCCACUAUUUUACUCGAUUGUUAUUGAUGCCAGUGCCUCCAUCAUCUUCCCUGCUCCGAAUCUCUGAUUGAAAACCCAGCAAAAGAAAAUUUCGAAAUUAGCUGUUAGGAUUCCUAACAAUACAACUCAAGAUUGGCUCGCACAAUAGAACUUUCUCAAUCACUCUCUAUAAAAAUGCCGUCCCAGAUCUUACCCAUAUCAAUCAAGCAUCCACAAUCUUCCAUUGGGUCACCCACCUCUGUGUCCGCCGCAGAUACAUUGCUACUCAAAACAGAGAUUAUUGAUGACCCAGCUACCAGUCUCCUCAUCUCUUCGUCAUUUGACGAUGAAACUAGUUUAUCCAUUAAGCCCCUUUUGCCUAGGACUUCCAGUUUUAACGGCACUUCAGCUAAGGCUAGUAGCUUAUAUCAGCAUCGGCGGCGCCAGACUGCCAGCGACAACUCUUUAUCUUCUCUAUCUGAUUACAAUGGCCGCCGCCAUUCCGUUGGCGAGGACGUGGGGCACGCCGCAGAAGAAACUCUUAUGGUGACUCGUUUGAGUUUGAAGCUAUUGAAAUAUCUUGGGGUAGGCUACCGAUGGAUUGCAAGGUUUCUUGCCUUGAAUUGUUAUACUUUGCUGCUUUUCCCAGGCUUUGUUCAAGUUGGAUAUAACUAUUUCUUCUCUAGUCAGAUUCGUAGAGGUAUAGUUUUUGGUGAUCAGCCUAGAAACCGACUUGAUUUAUAUCUACCAAAAAAUAGCAAUGGGCCAAAACCUGUUAUUGCAUUUGUAACAGGUGGAGCCUGGAUUAUUGGUUAUAAAGCAUGGGGCUGUCUCUUAGGGCAGCAGUUGUCGGAACGAGACAUCAUAGUGGCUUGUAUAGAUUACAGGAAUUUCCCUCAAGGGACUAUGAGUGACAUGGUGAAGGAUGCUUCUCAGGGUAUUUCAUUUGUGUGCAACAAUAUUGCUGAAUAUGGAGGCGAUCCUAGUAGGAUAUAUCUAAUGGGACAGUCAGCUGGAGCACACAUUGCUGCUUGCGCGCUCCUGGAGCAGGCAAUCAAAGAGGCUGGGGAAGGGGAAAGCACUACUUGGAGCGUCUCCCAGAUAAAAGCUUAUUUUGGUUUAUCUGGAGGCUACAAUUUGUUUGAUUUGGUUGGUUACUUCCACAGUCGAGGUCUUUACCGGUCCAUCUUUUUAAGCAUAAUGGAAGGUGAACAAUCUUUGCAAAGAUUUUCCCCUGAAGUCGUGGUACAAGACCCGAAUAUUAGAAAUGCAGUUUUGCUUCUGCCUCCCAUUGUUCUUUUUCAUGGUACUGCUGAUUAUUCCAUCCCACCAGAUGCCAGUAAGAAUUUUGGCGAUACUCUUCAAAGAGUUGGAGUUAGAGCUGAAACGAUACUGUACGAGGGAAAAACUCACACAGACUUGUUUGUUCAGGAUCCAAUGAGAGGUGGCAAGGACCAGAUGUUUGAAGACUUAUUAACCAUUAUCCACGCCAAUGAUGCAGACGCCCUUUCAAAAGAUGCGGUGGCUCCUCCACGAAGACGGCUUGUACCUGAAUUCAUGUUGCAGUUGGCUCGUAGUGUCAGCCCUUUCUGACCAUUUUCCUUUCAUUCCAACUAUCAUACCCCCCAACAAACUUAUAAGUUGUCGAUUCAAUGUCCUUCGUACAUACUGUAAUAGAUCCCAAAUUACAAGUCUCUUUGUUCUGUGUUUAGCUUUAUACCAUUUUGAGAAAACUUGUAAGAAGUCGAUUCGUGUUGCAGUUAGCGCGUAGGCACCAUCACUGGCUAGGCAUGCUCUUUCUUGACCUGCCAAAGAAGAAAUAUAAUUCUGUUGUAGAUUGCUGGUCUCUU